This is a messenger RNA of Candida tropicalis MYA-3404, 1794 nucleotides long. RefSeq names its product mRNA-binding ribosome synthesis protein (gene PES1). The transcript has a single exon. The record is from RefSeq and is a predicted model, not a curated record. Gene Ontology annotation, cellular component: PeBoW complex; nucleolus. Lineage: Eukaryota; Fungi; Ascomycota; Pichiomycetes; Serinales; Debaryomycetaceae. Gene Ontology annotation, molecular function: RNA binding. The coding region runs from base 1 to 1794 and encodes 597 amino acids. Gene Ontology annotation, biological process: ribosome biogenesis; maturation of LSU-rRNA from tricistronic rRNA transcript (SSU-rRNA, 5.8S rRNA, LSU-rRNA).
AUGGGUAGAAUAAAGAAGAAGGGAACCUCUGGUAAUGCUAAGAAUUUCAUUACCAGAACUCAAGCUAUUAAAAAAUUACAAGUUUCAUUAGCCGAUUUCCGUCGUCUUUGUAUUUUCAAAGGAAUUUAUCCAAGAGAACCAAGAAAUAAGAAGAAGGCUAAUAAAGGAUCAACAGCUCCAGUUACUUUCUAUUAUUCAAAAGAUAUUCAAUAUUUAUUACAUGAACCAGUGUUGGCCAAAUUUAGACAACAUAAAACUUUUGCUAAAAAAUUACAAAAAGCUUUAGGUAGAGGUGAAAUUGGAGACGCUUAUAGAUUAGAUAAGCAUAGACCAAGAUAUACUUUGAAUCAUAUUAUUAAAGAAAGAUAUCCUACUUUCAAUGAUGCAUUACGUGAUUUGGAUGAUCCUUUAAAUAUGUUGUUUUUAUUUGCCAAUAUGCCUUCUACUGAUAAAGUUUCCACUAAAAUUGUUACUGAUGCUGAAAACUUAUGUAAUCAAUGGUUAGCAUUUGUUGCUAAAGAAAAAUGUUUAAAAAAAGUUUUCGUAUCUAUUAAAGGGGUUUAUUAUCAAGCUACCGUUAAAGGUCAAGAAAUUAGAUGGUUAGUUCCUUAUAAAUUCCCAACUAAUAUUCCAACUGAUGUUGAUUUUAGAAUUAUGUUGACAUUUUUGGAAUUUUAUUCUACUUUAUUACAUUUCGUCUUAUAUAAAUUAUACAAUGAAGCUGGUUUAGUAUAUCCUCCGACUAUUGAAAAAUCAAUUGGUUUAAGUGGUUAUGUAUUGGAAGACAAAAAUGCUCCAUUGAAAAAGAAGGAAGAAAAAAAUGACGAAGAAGGUAAAAACUUGUCAGCUAAGGAAAUUUCAAAAGCCAUUAAGGCCGAUAAAGAAGGUGAUGUAGAAGAAGAAGAAGAAAAGGACAGUGAAGGUGCUGCUGUUAGUAAUGAAGAUGUUGAAUUAGAUGAAUUCACCAGCACAAAAGAAGAUUCAUUAUUACAACCAUCCAAAAAUCAAUCACCAACUUCAGAAUUAUUUUCAAAUUUCAUCUUUUAUAUUGGUAGAGAAGUUCCAUUAGAUAUUUUGGAAUUUUGUAUAUUAUCAUGUGGUGGUAAAGUUAUUUCAGAAAUUCAAAUUGAUGAAUUAAGAGCCAAUGAUCCAGAAGCUUUUAAACAAUUGAAUUUAUCCAAUAUAACUCAUCAAAUUGUUGAUAGACCAAAAAUUUUACAAAAAGUCCCUGGUAGAACAUAUAUACAACCACAAUGGGUAUUUGAUUGUAUUAACAAACAAGAAUUAGUUAACGUUAAUGAUUAUGCCAUUGGUGAAACUUUACCACCUCAUUUAUCUCCAUGGGGUGAUGCCGGUGGUUAUGAUCCAAGUAAGGUUAUCAAAAAGGCUGAAGGCGAAGAAGAAGAUGACGAAGAAGAAGAGGAAGAGGAAGAAGAAGAAGAAGAAAUCGAAGUUCAAGAAGGUGAUAAAGAUCAAGAAGAAGAGGAAGAAGAAGUUGAUGAAGAUCUUAAAGCACAAAAAGAAUUAGAAUUAGAAGCUGCUGGUGUUAAAUUCUCCGAAGUCAAUGAAGAAGAUAAGAAGAAGCAAAAGAAAGCUAAAGCUAAACAAUCCUCAACUAAACCAGUUGAUGAAGAGAAAGAAUUGAAGAAGAUCAUGAUGACCAAUAAACAAAAGAAAUUGUACAACAAGAUGCAAUACGGUAUUGAAAAGAAGGAAACCAGAGAAAGAGAAUUAACCAAGAAGAAGAAGCAAUUGGAAAAGAAGAAGGAACAAUUGAAGAAAUUGAACAAAUAA